GACCUGUUAUAAUUACACUGGUAUCGGGGAACCUUAUACACAAGCCUGAGUUUAAUUUCAAUGACAAAUUGCAUUUUGGGUGAACCUUUAUUAUACAUUGGGGAAUCACAGAAUAGUGGAGCAAUUUUUUACAAAACCAUGGGGUGCCAGGCAAAAACUGUGCGGGUGUAACUCACAGUGCGGCUGCCAAACAAGAAGCAAUGAAACACCACACAGCAGCAUCUGCUUCGUCGAAGAAUCCCGUUAAGUUCAGGAUUCCAACCGCUGAUAAUUUAGUUCCAAUCCGUCUGGACAUCGAGAUCGAUGGUCAGAGGUUCAGAGAUGCGUUUACCUGGAAUCCUUCUGAUCCAGAUUCAGAGGUGGUUGUAUUUGCAAGGAGGACAGUUAAAGACUUAAAGCUUCCUCCAGCAUUUGUUACGCAGAUUGCUCAAUCCAUUCAAUCACAGCUGACAGAAUUUCGAUCUUUUGAAGGGCAAGAUAUGUACACUGGGGAGAAGAUUGUCCCCAUCAAGCUUGAUCUUCGAGUGAAUCAUACGCUAAUAAAGGACCAGUUUUUGUGGGACUUGAACAACUUUGAUUGUGAUCCAGAAGAAUUUGCAAGAACAUUCUGCAGAGAUUUGGGUAUUGAAGACCCUGAAGUUGGACCUGCAAUUGCUGUUGCAAUUAGGGAACAACUAUAUGAGAUUGCAAUCCAAAGUGUAGCUUCAGCAAGGGAAACUAGAAUAAACAAGAAGGGUCGCAGAGGGGCUGAACAAUUCCCAGCCAGUAAGGCAGGUGGAACUGCAGUAGACUUGAUGAAGUUAUUUGGUAACAAAUCAAGUGCCAUUCGGAAGAGAAGGGAAUGGGAUGUCUAUGAACCCAUUGUUGAUAUUCUGUCGAAUGAGGAAGUAGAUGCCCUUGAAGCAAGAGAAGAGAGGGAUGCUCGAACAUGAAAUUUCUGUUCAUUUAUGUACCUAAAAAGUAACUAAAGCCACCAUGACCACACCAUAUUCUCCAUGAAUGUUUUGAGAAUAUGCAAAGGCAUUUGUAUGUCAGGAGAGGGGAAGAGAAGAUCAAGGUAAAGGACUAUAAGCAAAAGAUUAUUACUAUUAUAUAUAUGUAUAUAUAUAUUUUUUUGUGAUUUGAUUGUCA
Messenger RNA from Camellia sinensis, 1131 nucleotides. Its product is annotated as chromatin structure-remodeling complex protein BSH. Gene Ontology annotation, biological process: chromatin remodeling. NCBI's taxonomy places the organism in Eukaryota, Viridiplantae, Streptophyta, Magnoliopsida, Ericales, Theaceae. The record is from RefSeq and is a predicted model, not a curated record. Gene Ontology annotation, cellular component: nuclear chromosome.